AUGAUGGAGACCCUGUAUAAGAAAAUUCGUUCAGUAAGAAUCUCCAUUCUUACUCAUAGGUCUCUCUACAAAGAUGAAUCUUCCAAUGAAGACGUUUCCAAAUCAUCUGAAGGACUACUCGAAUCUAAUGACAACGAAACUUUAGACUACGAUAUUAGACCACAAAAUGAGAAGCAAAGAAGUUUGAUGUGGGGAGUUGUGGUUCAUUCUUUUAUAUUCGCGACGUAUACUAUUGGAAUUUUUGCAGCGACUAGCAUUUUUAGACAUAGACCUGGGCCACCUACACUUGUAUAUACACCCGCAGCAGAAGCUUUGGAAUAUGAGAAGGUUUUUUAUAAUGGUAUACUUUUCGCAAGUUGUCUCUACAAGGGAGAUCCUCGUCCGGAACUCGAUCUUGCAUGGCAUAAUUUAGUCAAAAAUAAUAAUCUCCGGAUUAGCAAAGGAGAGCUCGACACACUGGGUAGGACUGCGCUUCCUCUUGCCGAUGGCUCUGGAUACUAUGGCCAAUUGAAUGUUUAUCAUCACUUGCAUUGCUUGAAAUUCAUGAGGGAAGCUUUCUACGCUGAGUAUUAUCCUGAUGCCCAAGGCCCAACAACAAAAAUGCACGUCGAUCACUGUAUUGAUGAUAUUCGACAAGCAUUGAUGUGUCACGCCGAUACCUCCAUAACAACAUUUGAAUGGGAAGAAGGUAUCAGAAGACCUAUGCCAGAUUUCACAGGUUGGCACACGUGUAACAAUUGGGAAAAACUAGACGACUGGGCCACUGCUCGUGCAUUCUCAAUGUUCGAUCAGGUUUCCUUGAUCAAUCCUACUUAUGGGAUCGCUUUCCCAAUGGUAAAUGGAGCGAUCGAUUACACGCCACCUGGUCAGGAAGGAUUCCGUACUGUCUGGCCUGAAGAUUUGGGAGGCCACGUUCAUGGUUGA
Botrytis deweyae is the source of this 924-nucleotide messenger RNA. RefSeq lists its product as uncharacterized. The transcript has 7 exons. Gene Ontology annotation, biological process: mycotoxin biosynthetic process. The coding region runs from base 1 to 924 and encodes 307 amino acids. NCBI's taxonomy places the organism in Eukaryota, Fungi, Ascomycota, Leotiomycetes, Helotiales, Sclerotiniaceae. The record is from RefSeq and is a predicted model, not a curated record.